This is a messenger RNA of Thermochaetoides thermophila DSM 1495, 3228 nucleotides long. RefSeq lists its product as uncharacterized. Gene Ontology annotation, cellular component: TORC2 complex. The coding region runs from base 1 to 3228 and encodes 1075 amino acids. The record is from RefSeq and is a predicted model, not a curated record. NCBI's taxonomy places the organism in Eukaryota, Fungi, Ascomycota, Sordariomycetes, Sordariales, Chaetomiaceae. The transcript has a single exon. Gene Ontology annotation, biological process: TORC2 signaling.
AUGCAGUCCUCCAGGCCAGCGCAACCUAGGGCUCCCGGGAGCUUCUCACCCUUCCCAGCGUCCACAACAACCUCGUCGCCUACUCCGUCCUCGACCACAGACCCCACCGUUGACGCCCGCCAGACCCGCCAGGGCUCUCUCUCCAGCGACAUCACCGACCCCUCGACACCGCCCGCGCCGUUGAACGUUUCCAAGACGCGCGCCUCGCCGACGCCAAUAUAUAUCCCUUCGAGUAGCACGGGGAGCGGCAGUCCUAGUUUGCAGCCGCAAACAGCACAAACACAGCAAACCCAAGGGAGCUAUCCCCGCCCAACGCUCUCUACCACAGCAGUGACCGCCGCGCGAUCUGUGUCUGGCGCUGUUUCGCCGAGCAACAUGACGCUGGGUGAGUCGCUUUCUCGGUCUGCGACCAGCACUGUGCCGCCGGCAGGUCCGUCGCCUAUUACCCCGACGUUUUCUUCGACAAGAGGUACGACGACGUCGGGCAACCACGCGCGCAAACACUCUGCCGGCCUCUUCGAGCCGACAUUACCCUCAACAAGCACAUCCAACCUGUCACAGGUCUCUGCGGGAGGAGGACUGUCGCCGCGCAGGGAUAUUUCCCUUUCCGCAAGCCAGAUCGCUGCCCAAACGGCCGUGAUGCAACACCAGAGUCAGCAGCAACAGCAGCAUGCACAGCAUACGAGACGGAGGUCGUUGGAGACGGAUACCAGGCCGCCGGCGUUAAUGACACCCAUCUCGGCGAAGAGAGGAAGCGCGGGCUCGCUGAACCCGCCGUUGCUGAAUAUCACUGAGGCGAGUGUCUCGUCGGAUAGUCCGCUUGGUACUACGAAUGCGACAGCAGGGGGGUAUCAUAACGGGUUGCCGGGGAAUCACACGCUGGCAGCGACCACGGCAGCGAAUAUGGUGUUUACAAGGUCACAACAAAGUUCAUCAACGUCGGCGAGUCAGCCUUCGUCAGCGGCCCCGCCUCCUCCACCUCCCCCGCCGCCACCUGCUCCGCAGAUCAGCGAGAAGCCUGCCAAGGAGAAGUCGUCUAAGGUCAAGCUGUUUUCGCGACCGGUCAAGAUUGUAACGGGGAAGAGCGAUUCGAAGGAUAAGGAUAAGGACAAAGAGAAGGAGAAGGAGAAGCCGCUGCCUAGCCCGGGCAAGGCGGUUAGUCAUGCGCUGUCGAACUUGCAGCGGAUGAACUUCAGCACCACGAGUUUGGACUCGAGCAGUCAUUUCUUGUACAGCCUGCCCAACAGCUCGGCGGUGACUAUCAGACCGGGGGAUAUCAUGGGCAGCGGGGAGAAGGAAGGGAAAGAAAAGGAGGGAAAGGAGAAGAAGCACCAUUUCCUGUCGCGUCAGAAGCACAAGCUCAAGGAGGAUUACCAUCUGCCGUUGUCCUCCGCAAACAGCAACUCCCGACCCGCAGACCCAAAUGCUCCGAGCAGCUUGUACAGCUUCAGUCUGCCAUCCAGCCCAGGUCCAACAGCCACGAGCUUCAAAUCCGCUCUGGACUUGCGUCACGGGCCCGCGGCACGUGUCCUACGGGACAAAAAGAAAGAUUCGGAAAAAGAAAAGCUCGAAGAUUCCUCAGCCGCCGGCGCAGCAAGCGAAUGGCCUGGCUCCAGCUCCCUCCCCUCGACCGGCAUGAUGAUGCCCGCGGCAGCCGUGUACAUCCCCGAGCCCUUCGACGGACACAAGUACGGUCUGCACAAUAUGACGUACGACGACGCCUGGCCGUUUCUUAAGGCGAAGCUGCUGGUGGUGUUUGAGGCGGAGGAUUUGCGGCUGCCGAUCGAGGAUUUGAAUCGUGUCGUGACCAUGCACUUGCAGUACUGUUUGGCGAGGAGGAGCCCCAGGUUGGUGGUGGAUGAUUUAAGGGAGUUGUUGACGACGGGUUUCUCGAGCUUGGAUCAAACGCUGAGAAAAACGGCCGAGGAAAGGUUGAUUCCCGCGUUGGUCGAGCUGUGGAUUUUUACGUUUACGAGUAUCCUUCCCUUCUUACAAGCGGUCUUCUUACCCCUCGACUUGGAGUUCGCGGGGAACGGUCCUUUAAUGGGGCCUGAUCAGGCAAGGGACUUCUGGGCGGGCAUACUUCCCUCCUCCUCCUCCUCCUCCUCCUCCUCCUCCUCCUCUUCCUCCUCCUCCUCCUCUUCCUCCUCCAAAUCCAGCGACAAGAAGGCUCCCGACGCCCAACCAACCCGACCAAUCCCCCAAUCGACCCCCGUCCUCGAAGUCCGCCGCUUCGUCCUCCUCGCCUUCCGCGAUAUCGUCAUCCUCCCGCGCUAUGAGAUCCUCAAGGCCAUGUUCUCGCGUCUUUCACUCGAGUUCUUGCCUCAGGCGCUGGCAAGUAAUGCACUCGCCUCCCCGCCAUUGCCUAUACCCGGGCAGGGGUUCCACAAUACCUACCACCACGGCGCUUACGGCCAGGGCGUCCUCUCUUCUUCGGAUCCCCACUAUAAUUACGCAGGCUACACGUCGACGAGUUUGCCUACAGUUCUGGGAGGAGGAUACCGCCCCCCCACAGCAGCCUCCUCCUCCCUCGACCCCUCCGUGGCAAGCUACAAUUCCACAGGGACAACGCUCCUAGGCGACAGCGGCCCCAACGACUCGUCGCUCUCUCGUUCCCGCGGUCUAAGCAACGUCUCUUUCGGCUCGGACUCUGCCUCCCAUACACAUACCCAAUAUCGUUCCCGCGGGGGGACGACAACAUCCAACCCUGGCAUCGGUUUGGGUAUGGGGUUGGGCUUGGGUAUGGUUAGGGAUAGGGACAGAGAGCAGCAGAAUGUCGAGGACUCCAAACAAGUCACGGAAAUGGUGGGGCGGAUGCUGCAGUGCAUGAGUGUGCUGGCGAGUGUGGGGGGUGGGCUACCUGUGCCGGCGACCAACCCCGUUACUGCGGCAAGGCUCGGGUCCAGCGCAGGGAAGAGAUCUCUUGAUCUCGUCCGCACGAGCUUAGACAACACUUCCUCGCCAGGGUCUGCAGCGGGUAAGGAGCCGGAGAAGACCGCCACCGCUGCCGGGGGUAGUUCCGGUGAAGGAGGGGAGACUGCGGGAGAGGAAUUGGAUGAGGAUGUCAAGAUGAGAAGGAUUGAAGAGUUGAAUAGGCUGUUGAAGCUGAAUUGGCUGGGGAGGGGCAGGACGGGGAGAAACAGACGGGGGAUAGUUGGGGGGAAGGUGAAGAGGAAUGCUGUGAUGGGGGGUGUGGGGAUUGGCUUGGGGGUUGGGGUUGAUGAUUGA